Molecule: messenger RNA, 5863 nt
Organism: Ceraceosorus guamensis
Lineage: Eukaryota; Fungi; Basidiomycota; Exobasidiomycetes; Ceraceosorales; Ceraceosoraceae
Exons: 3
Coding region: 383-5680 (1765 amino acids)
Biological process (GO): regulation of transcription by RNA polymerase II
Cellular component (GO): mediator complex
Molecular function (GO): transcription coregulator activity
Source: RefSeq, a predicted model, not a curated record
CGAAUUACAAUCACGAAUGGUGAAUGCCUUUCAUUCACUCGAUCGACUCUGUCGUCGGCAAGCACAUCGUAACGUUCUGCCCAUUAGAUCGGACCUUCACGACUCAAAGGGCUGGGGUGUGAGCACACUUUCAACACUAGCCUACUCGAACUUGAACGUUGCCUAUUCCCACCGCACUGCUAGGUGCCCAUUGCACUGCGCUCGGCCGCUCGUCCAAUUCUUUCGCGCUCCACACGACAUUGCAUCAACUUAGAUCGCACAGAGACCGCGUGCGGCACUUUCCCCCUCAGCAACAUGUUCCAGCGGCCGGCUCACUAUCAACCUUGGCCAGGCAUGCUGCUCUUCUAAUCGUCAGACGUUCUGCUCCAAGUGUGCUGCCAUCAUGAGCGCCAGUGUUGCUGGUCGAUACGCUCAUGAUCGGCGGGGGGGAGGGGGGACGAUGCUAUACGAUAGCGGUAGUAGCAAUAAUAUGCACGGCUCCAAGCUCAGCUUGCUCGAGGCCGGCUCUUCCCCUGCUGCUCACCUGGAGCCUUCCACUGCUCGUCCUGGACCGAGCUCGGCACCCAUUACGGACUUCGGGCCUGCUAUCAAUCAAGGCCCAACAUGGAGGCCACGUCUACAUCCAGGCUCGACUGCGUUAGGCAAGCCCGACUUCUUUCCACCAGACACCGAUGCAGAGCAGCUUACGGAGCAAGUCAUUCGCUUAGGUAUCACUAAUCGCCCUGCUGUCGGCAACGAAACCAUGACCGCAAACGACAUGAUCUAUGACAGGUUGACUGGCGCCAAUGUAUUGGACACUAUGGGUUCCAUGAUGGACGAGAUCCUUAUGCGGAGAGAAGAGCUACAGCGUGAUAAGAUCAGUCCCUCCUCGCAUCGUGCCCCGCCACGAGUCACGCUCAACGAAGUCAAGCUGGCGGCAUACAUGAGGGACCUGGGAGACCCCAGCGUCCCCCUGCAGCGACUCGCUCGAAGCGUGCCACACGGUUACAGGGGUGAGCGUAUGCUGGAUAUGCUAUGGAUGGGAGGUGUUGCGCCGACGCCAGCAUCAUCCUCUGCCGCGGCGGCAGCGGCUGCCCGAUCAUCUGCCACCGCUUCUCAAGCCGCAAGUGUGCUGCCUCAAAGCACGCGUAAUCCCGUCGAGCUGCAUCGAGCAGUGUGGUUCGUACGAGUCGUCGGUGCCAGCGAGAUUUCUUCUUCGCGUGCUCGUCAGAACAGCAACUAUACAGCAGAGUGGACAGGCACUUUCAGCGGGUGGCUACGUAAGCAGCUCGCCGAACUCAACAUUGCUCCGACAGCAUCCAUGUAUCAAGCAGCUCAUUCAUCUCCAGCUUCCCCGGCCCCAACUAAUCGCACGCCCGCCCAUGCACGGUCUCAGCCUAUCGCCGCAUCUUCGCCAUACUCUGCUAGCGCUAACGGGCACAGCCUGAUAUCGUCUCGUGACUCCAUCAUACUGCAGCAGCCCGAUCUGGAGGCGCGUUGGUUCGCCAAAUGGGAGUACAGCAUCGGACUGGCUCAAGCGCUCGUUGCAGAGUCUCUUCUUGACAUUCGGGUUUUUGCGCUGUGGGUCUUCGAGCAGCUCGGCACCGCUUCGCUCGCCCAACUGCCAUUCGUCUUGACUUUGGCUCAAGAGCACGCAUGGGUCGCUUUGGAUGCGCUCAUCUUGCAAAGGGCGUUGCUGCAGUCCUUGUGCUCGUGCAUCACCGAGCUUCGCAAAGCCGAAAUGCCAGAGGACAAUAAAAACACGCGUCUCAUUCUCAAAGAAGCAUGCGAACUCGUCAGGUUCCUCUUCGACUCAAACUCGGACGCAUUCGUCUCUCCCAAGCUUUGGUCGCAGUAUAGGGCUACCAUACGCAAAGUCAUUGAUGAUUCUCAUGAUGGUGUUGAGACUUCUCGUGCAGCUGCACACAGGCGCGAGAAGCUGAACAACAUCGACAGGCGCGCUCAAGCGUGCCUUCUCGGCGAUCUCGUUGUCUCCUCCGAUGAAGUCUCGGCUCCGCGCUGCGAUAUCGAGCUGCUAGACGCCUUUUCUGUGAAUGAAACGGACGUCGAGGCACUUUCGGAUGCGUACUUUGCACGUUCCAAAGCGCAGUACUCCAUUCAAGAGAAACUUUGCAAUGUUCUGAUCUGGGCCACAACGCAAUGGCGAAGCGGCCAGCAUCGCCCACUACUCGCAGCGCGACUUGUCUGGACCUACCACAGCAGAUCGCAAGACGCGAGCGCCAGGCUAGCUUGCGGCUGGCGUGCUGUGGAUCUGCAAACGGUGCUCUUCGACUGGCUGUCUUCAGUAGACAAGGCUCAGCGAGAUCGCGGCAAUGCGACUCUAGCCGUACUACGAUCGCUGGAACUGGAGAGUAUCAUCAUUCUCGUCGGUGAGCUGAUACGUCUGGGCUGUUUCUCAUUCUCCAAGUAUCUCCAGCGCCUAACAGCGCGGGGCAUGACAGCGGGUCCGACAGCGCCUCUGAAAGGCACACCGCUAGGAUCUUUUGAAGCUUCGCACACUUCUCUUAAUUCCGAAGCUUCAUUACAUCAGCGAGUUCUGCGCUCCGUGCCGCUUGCAGCUGCGACUCCAGCAUUGUCGAGCCAAAGACGGUCUGCCAUCUAUGGCACACGCCUCAAAGAAUCCCACGAGGAGGCGUCGGAGCGCAGGCUACGACGCGAGCUUUCCAAUGCCUUGCCAUGGCUUCACGGCGCCUCUCCUCAAGAAGGCAAUAAUGCGUCAUUGCCAUCUGAAUUGAAGGAACAAAUUCCACAUUUGUGGUCCGCCUCGCGCUACACGCUGGCGAAGGUCAUCUCAAAUGACCUCAUGCCAAGUAUACGCUCCCUCGAAAGGAGUCUGACCGUUGACGAGAUAUGCAUUCUGGAAGUCAUUCUAGCACACGCGCGCGAUUACAUUGCUUUGUCACAGCUGCUCAGCAGUCAGUUGCUCUUGAUCACUUUCAUGGAAGACAGCGAAGCAUUGGAGGUCUUGAUCAGCUGCAUAUGCAAACAUGCUCUGUGCUUUGCCGCGCUGGACACAUUUCAUCAACUGGCAAAUGCCGUAUCCGACCUGUACAUCCAAUGCGCUGGCGACGACAAUUCCCCUUGGGGCGCCCCUUGCUUGGAAGCUUAUCAACGGGUCGCUGCCUUGCGAAACCUUCAUCGGCACCUCGCGCGCAAUUACGAAGAGGAGCAGACAUCGGCCUCUGAAGGCCAUUGCCGGACGGAACGCCGUCCAUCUGGUCAUCUCCAUGAUCAAGUUCUUGAGAUUGGUCGACGACUGGUUAGUGACCUUGAUGUGCGUGCAGCAAUGAGAAGCGUGCAGGCCAUUGCAGGUCGCGUAGCGGGGCAGAGCAUCCUCAGCGCAGCACUCCACCUUGUCUCAGAGGGUGCAUCGGAUGGGGCAAUAAUUGCUCUCGUGCAAUGGGCCAGGCUUGCCACCUGGACUGCUUCAGACCUCGAUGCUGUCCUGCGCUCGUGGGCAAGUCAAAGCGAGCUCAUGGCCGCCAACGAGGGGUUAGAGCUUUUCUUGCUGCGUUGCGUCGCAUCAGGCGCGCUUCUGAUGCGAGAUCUGUACGCGUCUUUCGUUCUGCCAGCUCUGGAGCUUGAGGCUGAGGAAAAUGGCGCUCCUCCAGUCGAGAAACAGAAAAACCGGAGCAGUAGACUAGCAACUGUCGCAGCCAUAAUCAAAGCUUCGAGUUCGCCAAGAGAAACCAGCGCAGCGCUCCGCCUUGACUCGCGUCACCGACUCCGGCUGGAAGCCGAAUCGGCCACCGUCACGGGGCCAAGUGGGAACCACUCUUUGCUCUUCCGCGUAUUGGUCCUGCUUCUACACCUGCCCAACCAUGAUGCAGCCGUACUAGCUCGUAACGAACUCUUGUCCAACUCCUCGGUGCGGUGCUGCAUCAUGAUCAAGGCUUUCGAGCUGUUCAGCAUCGUCAGCGAGGUCAGUCGCUCUGUCUGGGGCUCGAAUCCCAGUCAGGUGCUCUCGCAGGUCUUUGCUAGCGUCAAUCAAGCAGGGCUGUCCACCUUCAACCCAAGCUCAAUCGAUGCCGAGAUGAUCUUCCAACGCCUCGAUCCUUGGAGAUGCAACCUGACUGUGGCAGAAAUUGCUCACAUCAGUGGAAAGGUAGCAAAUGCAGAUGCUAGCGAACAUCUCCGCAGCCAAAACGCUCUGACAUCCUUGUCUAUAGCCAUCUUCGAGCCCUUGUGUCUCGUCUCGAACUCAAACCUCCAAAACCAGCUCAUACGUCAUACCAAGCACAUCAGCACAUUUCAAGGUCGACUCGUGGAUCUCUGCAUAGAAAAAUUGCUCCGACAUCUGCAUAGCUCCAGCAGGAGAGCGGGGUCAACGCACUCUUGGCUUCAUGACAGUCUGCAAACGCUCGCACAAGUCUUGCACAGCCAGUCCCGCGCUUCCAUCAGCCCUCAUACUCUGACCCUCGCUAGUCAGCUCCUUGACGCUGUCGCUGCGGGGUUCGAAAGAACGUCGAGCAGCAGAGACUGCCGGGACCCCAGCUUGAUCCCUUUGGAUGAGAACGUUCGUGCUAGCCUGGCGUGUGCGCGUCUUGCUGGCUUGUGGACAAGUGCAGAUGCCCGCUCUACAGCGCCGAGGCUCCUCGAGGCUAUGUGCGCUUGUGCUGCGAAUUGCAGUCUCGAGGCAUUGAACGACUUCGACGUCAUUGUAGACGCAAUGUCUGCUCUCAUGGAAGAUAUGCCGCCGGAUGGUGUCUCGAGCGCCCAGAUGUCCAUCUCAAGCAUCCUCGGUCAUGUUUGUGUUCGGUCAGCAAUGCCCGACUUUGCUCAAGCGCGACUACAAGCCCUGGCAAUGCCCGUCACAAUCACGACCCAAACACAUUCCGCCGGGGCCACCAGCGAUAUCAUCCUAGCAAGUAGCAUGACGUCGGCCGCUGUCAAGGGCAAUUUCAGUCAAGUACCCUUCAAAGCCUGGGAGCUCCAUGACCACAUGGAUGCCGACACAUUGUCCAGAGCACAAACCCGUCUUCCGGGAAGCACGAUACUCGGCGCCGGGUCUGGUACUAGCCACCUACCUUCAGUAUCGAUGAUUGACGCGGAUGAGGUAGGCUACGCUGCUGUCGACUUGGCAAACAGCGGAUCUGUUUCGCUCCUUCAAGUUGGCGCAGUGAAGACUCGUGACCGCGUGGCCAGCGCCUCCGGCCUCAAUGAUCACAUGUAUCCGGCGCGUAGCCACACCUCGAUCGGAGCGGACGAACCCGAGCACUGGGCAGCGCACGAAUCUGAGCGCACGUACGGUGAAGGAGGGGCAGGGGACACGACGUACGCUCGUGAUGCCCGAACGGGCUCCGACUUGCUGGCUCUGGAUAGGGCGCGAGGGGACGGCGGCGAAGCAGCUUUGAUACCCGAAGAGCUUCGAGCAGCCGAUCGUGCUCUUGCGCAACGUGCACUAGCAGCAGCAGCAGCUGAAGCUGCUGCGCGUGCGGCUCAAGAAGCAGUCAAGAAAGCUGAGGCUGCGGCUGCCGUGGCAGCUGCUGCGAAAGUGGUCCAGACAACACCACAACGUCCCAAACCUGUUCCCAAAGGCACUAGACAAGCACCUGCCACGUCUGCCAAGAGUAGAAAGCGCAAAGAACCACCGGACUCACCAGACACAGCGUCUCGACCGAGCGCCCGAGGUGGACGUGGAAGAGGGCGGGGUCGAGGUAAAGAAGCCAGAGCCGUGUGAUGCCCAUCACAGGAACAUCCGUUACGCUCAAGACAUUUGCCUGCAUCGAUUGGUGACGUGAAAUCAUUUGUAUUCUAUCGCAGUCGCACCACUCAUGACUGCAGCAGGCAAUCAUAGAUCGCAUGUAGGAGUUCUGCACGUUGAGUGAAAUGAGACGGCCAACUCCGGACUGCCCACGUGUUG